GGGAGAAUAGAGAGACAGAGAGAUGUCAAAACAGUCACAACGAGAUUCUCAGGUUUUAGAUUCUUCGCUUCCUUCUGAGCCACCUGAUAUUGGAAACUGGUUCUCAAGUUAUGUUUACGAGUCUCCAGAAUUGAAAAAUCGUGAUGAUUUUGAAGAUUAUGAAGUUCCUGGAUCCAGAAUAAAUUAUACUGCAAAUGGAAAGGAAGGUAAAUUGACUGGCAAUGUCAUGGUGGGAAAAUGUAUUAAUUCUGGAGAUAAGGGAUCUUCUUAUGCUUCACUAAAUGUGAUGGAUCAGAAGAUUCUGAAUCAGAGUUUACGAAUGUUUUCCAAGACUGACGGAUUCAAAGUAGAUGAUUCUGCAAAUAAAAAAGACAACAACUUGGGUGAAAAUGGAACGGAUGGUAAACGUAAUCCUACUUUUAUUGCCGGAGAGAAGGGAUCUUCAUAUGCUUUUGCUAAGAGAAAUGACCCCAUCGGAUUUGCGGAUUUUAAGUCUGCGGCAGAGAUCAUGGAAUCUUCAGAUACACAACCAUUUUCUUUAGAGCCUCUGGGCAUUAAGAAUUGGUUCUCGAGCUAUGUGUAUGAAUCCCCACUGAGUAAUUAUGCUAGUUUUACUGUUUCUGAUUUUAAAGAAAGGGAAGUUAAAGGAAAGGUAUAUGUGGCUGAAAUAGACAACAGCAAAUUGGAAGAUAAAUCUAGGGAUUUCACUGAAGUUGGAAACUCAAGUGAUUUGUUAAAUCAGAGACGAAUAUCUGCUGUAAUUGUUAGAUGCAACAGCUUGGUUAAAGAGGGAGAGCAUGACCAGCAACCUAUCAGUGAGGAUAGCUGCGAAGCUGCUGGGAUGCAAAGCUUAUCUGUACUGAAUGACUUGACUUCUGGAAGGAUACCUCAAGAAAUCUCGCCACCAAAGAGACAGCAGAAUCAUGAUAAAGGUUUAAUGGAAGAAAGUAGAAAAUCCAAAGAUGAUGGAGAUUAUAGUGGAAAGUCAGAUUGCCAAAGUUCGGACACGAAAUUAAGUUCUGAAAAUCAGGAUAGAAAAUCUCUGCAGAAGUUGAUUGAGAGGAAGGAUUACACUGAAAUCAGCCCUAAAGAGAAACAUAUUCAAGUGGACUGUGAAAGUGUGCAACCUAGCACCUUGAGUUUGACUAUACUUGAACAAAAAUCCAUGAAAAAGCUAGCUGAAAGAAGGAAUGAAAAAGAAAAUAUUGAGGGAACUGAGUUAGCAGAAAAUGGUUUCAUUUCAACGAGAAAGAGCAAAAGCAGAGAAGUGAACAGUGAGAAUAUUGAAAGGCCACAUAGAAUCCCACCAAAAUCUUUGAGAAAUGGGGUAACGAUUUCAUCGAACCGGAAUGAGGAUUCUAAGACAACAAGAAAGGUUCUGUGUGAGACUACAAAUUUUCAACAGUAUGCUAAUGCAAUAGAAAGUAGAGGAAAAUGGCGUUGUCCUCAGAAGAGCAAACCAGAGCUUGGGCCUCCUUUGAAGCAGCUUAGACUAGAGCGAUGGAUUCGUCCAAGUUAAUGCACAUUAUUUUUGAGGGGGACGACUAUUCUGGAUGAGAAACUCACUUCCAUCAGUCCGAGACUGAGUACAAAGACUAAUACCUUUGAAUUGAUUUUUUGCUUUUAUAUUUUCCUAUCAGUUUGUUCAGGCAAUAUUUGUUUGGUAGGAUUAGAUAAUGCUCGACAAUGUUAAAAUCCUGUUCGUUUACUCUCUAAUUUUGGUCUAGUAUUGCCUAUAAAAAAAUCAUCAAAAAAAAGUUGCGAAGGCGAAUGAUGACUAAAGCUUCAAGGACAGUCUGCAAUUAGUAUGCUGCAUUUAGCAUACAGUACUGUAUUAAGGUGGACUAAACUAUAGUAGACACUUAUAAGGUGGAUUGAGGUGUAAUGCUAUUA
Messenger RNA from Olea europaea var. sylvestris, 1893 nucleotides. RefSeq lists its product as uncharacterized. NCBI's taxonomy places the organism in Eukaryota, Viridiplantae, Streptophyta, Magnoliopsida, Lamiales, Oleaceae. The record is from RefSeq and is a predicted model, not a curated record. The transcript has 8 exons. The coding region runs from base 23 to 1519 and encodes 498 amino acids.